AGAGCGGCGGUUCUCCGGCCUUUUCCGGGCGUCAAUUUAGUGGCGGGAAAAUCGGGUCCUGAGGCUUCCUCUUUCCGUCCCAGGCGAUUCCUCUUCGCGCCAGUCAGAAUGGAGAAGCAACCCGGAGAGCAAGCGGCCGCCGAGCCCGCGGACUCCGGAGCGGGAGGCGGGGAAGGCGGGUCACCACAGGUCGCCGGCGCCCAGACGGCGCGUCCCGAGGACCGCUUGACCCUGCUGCUCAGGCUAAGAGCACAGACAAAACAACAACUCUUGGAAUAUAAAUCAGUAGUUGAUGCAAAUGAAGAAAAAACUCCAGAACAAAUCAUGCAAGAUAAGCAAAUUGAAGCUAAAAUUGAAGACCUGGAAAAUGAAAUUGAAGAUGUGAAAAUUGCUUUUGAAAUAAAAAAGCUUGCAUUAGACAGGAUGCAACUUUCGGCUGCACUUAAAAAAAACCUGGAGAAAAUUAACCCCAAGACUAGUGUGCUCAUGGAUAACAUGAAACAUGUAUUAAAGCUAAACAAAUUAAUAAUGAAAUCACACCAGGAAUCUUGGGAUUUGGAGGAAAAACUACUUGAUGUUAGGAAGAAGAGAUUACAAUUAAAACAAGCUUCAGAAAGUAAGCUUUUAGAAAUACAGACUGAAAAGAACAAACAGAAAAAUGAUUUGGCCAAUAUGGAAAAUUCAGACAAGAUAAAGACCAUACAACAAAACCUGCAGAUGGAGAUACAAAUUACGACAGUUAUUCAACAUGUGUUUCAGAACCUCAUUUUAGGAAGUAAAGCCAAUUGGGCAGAGGAUUCUGCCUUUAAGGAAACCGUUCUACAGCUUGAGAAGAAUCUCACCAUGAUCUAAUAAGAAUUCUGUUUUAUUUUUUGUUUCAGUCUUUAAUAUGUCAUUUAAAUAGCAAAUUUAAAGUAAAAUUUUUAGUGUUUUUGGAACUAAUAUUGCAAAGUUUUUGUAGCUUAACACUAUAACAUGGAAUUUGUUCUUUCAACUAUGUUAAUUAAAGUGACUGGCAUUCUCUAAAACAAUCUGACAGUCUUAGCCUUGCAAGGGCCCCGAAAGACAUCUAAUCUGGCUUUCCAUUGAAUGUGGACAUUUUUUCUGCAACAUUUCUGGCAGUCCCAACUCUUACUUGGAAUACUUCUUUUUUUCUUUUUCUUUUCUUUUCUCAUUUCUCUUUCCUCUCCCUCCCUCCCUCUCUUUCUUUCUUUCUUGUUUCAAGUUUUUAUUUAAAUUCCAGUUAGUUAACAUACAGUGUUUCAGUAGAAUUUAGUGAUUCAUCACUUACAUAUGACACCCCAGUGCUAAUCACAACAAGUGUCCUCAAUACCCUUCACCCAUUUAACCCAUCCCUCCACCCCCCAUUAUUUGGAAUACUUUUGUGCAUUUGUCAGUCAACUAAAAUAUUACAAAAAUUAGAAAAGGGUAUCGACAUCUUGAUUUUUUUUCAAC
Callorhinus ursinus (northern fur seal) is the source of this 1455-nucleotide messenger RNA. It is a transcript of the gene CENPH, whose product is annotated as centromere protein H. The record is from RefSeq and is a predicted model, not a curated record. Gene Ontology annotation, molecular function: kinetochore binding. Gene Ontology annotation, biological process: mitotic spindle organization; kinetochore assembly; chromosome segregation. Gene Ontology annotation, cellular component: kinetochore; nucleus. NCBI's taxonomy places the organism in Eukaryota, Metazoa, Chordata, Mammalia, Carnivora, Otariidae.